This is a messenger RNA of Lindgomyces ingoldianus, 1587 nucleotides long. RefSeq lists its product as uncharacterized. Lineage: Eukaryota; Fungi; Ascomycota; Dothideomycetes; Pleosporales; Lindgomycetaceae. The record is from RefSeq and is a predicted model, not a curated record. The transcript is spliced from 7 exons. Bases 1 to 1587 code for a protein of 528 amino acids.
AUGGUAGUCUCACCGCAAAGCUACCUUGCCGGUGGCUGCAGUCAGGACUCUUUUGAUGAUGCAGAGAAGGGCAUGUAUGACAGCACACUGGAGCUGACGGCGCCUCCACCUUUCGUCUACAUGGGCCAGAAGAGGGCAGUGCAUAUGGAAAACCAGCUAUCCCCCGUCUCGCCAGUCCACGAAAACAUCCCGCCGUUCUCUAGUGUGCCGGAACUGUCACUAUCAUGGCCGGCAGGGAGGCGGGCCGCCGAUGCCAACGUACUCCAGGCGGCUGUCAAGAAACCAAAAUCGCUGAAACCAAACAUCAGUCGAUGGAUCCUGUUCGAGCUUUGGUUCAACACGUACCGGAAGUUCUUCACGUUCGUUACCUUGCUCAACUUGACCGGAAUCAUCAUGGCCACACUCGGUCGGUUCCCUUACGCUGAGAACCACCUAGGCGCUUUGGUGUUAGGCAACCUUCUCUGUGCCAUUCUGAUGCGAAAUGAGUUGUGGAUGCGUUUUCUCUACAUGGUUGUCAUAUAUGGCCUGCGAAGUUGGGCCCCACUGCGCGUUAAGCUAGCAGCAACAUCUGUUCUGCAGCAUGUCGGAGGCAUCCAUUCAGGAUGCGCUCUCUCCGGUGCUGGCUGGCUAGUGUUUAAGAUCGUCGACAUCAUACGGUAUCGUGCCGUUCAGCACCAUGCUGUGAUUGCCAGCGGGAUAAUCACAAACGUCUUUAUCAUCAUUUCCGUCUUGAGUGCCUUUCCCUGGGUUCGAAAUACUUAUCAUAACGUCUUCGAAAAGCAUCACCGGUUUAUUGGAUGGCUGGGCCUCGCAACCACCUGGAUGUUCGUAAUCAUGGGAAACGCUUAUGAUAUUAAACUUAGGCAAUGGAGAGCCGACGCCCAUGUCCUGCUUAGUGCACAAGAGUUCUGGUUUGCUGUGUUCAUGACAGUUUUUGUCCUCAUCCCCUGGGUUACCCUUCGAGAGGUCCCUGUGGUAGUUGAAAUUCCAUCUCCUAAAGUUGCGGUGCUCCGCUUUGAGCGUGGGAUGCAACAAGGUCUCUUGGGAAGAAUCAGCCGCACUUCAAUCAUGGAGUACCACGCUUUUGGAAUCAUUAGCGAGGGCCGGAAGUCUACGCAUCACUAUAUGAUCUGCGGUGUUCAGGGCGACUUUACAAAGGAUCUCGUUGCUAAUCCGCCCAAGACAGUGUGGACUAGAGAGCUGAAGUUCGCUGGCGUUGGGCAUGCCUCCGCAAUGUUCAAGAGAGGAAUCCGCAUCUGCACCGGAACCGGAAUUGGGGCAGCGCUAUCCACCUGCAUCCAGAGCCCAAACUGGUUUCUCAUUUGGAUAGGCUCUGAUCAAGAGAGAACUUUCGGACCAACCAUUACGGCUCUAAUCCAAAAGCACAUCGAACCCGAGAGAAUGAUCCUCUGGGACUCGAAAAAACGUGGAGGACGACCAGACACCAUGGAACUUCUUAAAGACGCGUGGACAAGAUUUGAAGCCGAAGUCAUCUUCAUUACGUCCAACAUGCAGGGAAAUGAUGAGAUGAUGCAAGGUUGUCGCGAAGCCGGAUUGCAUGCAUUCGGCACUCUGUGGGACUUCUAA